Penicillium subrubescens is the source of this 1689-nucleotide messenger RNA. RefSeq lists its product as uncharacterized. The record is from RefSeq and is a predicted model, not a curated record. NCBI's taxonomy places the organism in Eukaryota, Fungi, Ascomycota, Eurotiomycetes, Eurotiales, Aspergillaceae. The transcript is spliced from 5 exons. Gene Ontology annotation, molecular function: transmembrane transporter activity. Bases 1 to 1689 code for a protein of 562 amino acids. Gene Ontology annotation, biological process: transmembrane transport. Gene Ontology annotation, cellular component: membrane.
AUGCCAACGACACAAAUUCUUCGUCCGGAGGCGAAGUCUGUUGCUGUAUCCUCAUCCCGCCCAGCGGUAAUGGCUUCACUGGAGAGCUCGUCUCCCACCACUCCAGCAGAAGAUAUGUCCGUAGAGCUUCCGAUUGACAUCACUGGACCAUCUCCUGCUCCGAGGGCCGGUCAAACUGUUUUUGAGCGGGUACCAUCAGCCAAAGUAACCAAGUCCCGUCGAGUACUGCUUACUACUUUGCUCAUUCUAGCAAACAUAGUUCAAAUGUUAGUAAAUUUUGCUGGGAUUGCUGGAGGUAAAACAUUGACCCAGUCGAUGGGCGUCCAGCCGACCUAUGCUUCCUGGAUUGGGGCAAGUUAUGGCUUGACACAGGGAACCUUUGUGCUGAUUAGUGGCCGGCUGGGGGACGUAUACGGCUACAGGGAGCUAGUCCUUGCUGGGGGUGCAUGGCUUGCUAUCACAACCCUGGCAAGUGCCUUCUGUGGCAAGGAGUUCUUUGCAUUUAUCAUCAUGAGAGCCCUUGGUGGCCUCGGAGGGGCUUUCAUCAUGCCAAAUGCAGUCGCCAUGAUUUCGAGUACGAACCCACCGGGACGAGUGCGGAAUCUUAGUUUGGGGCUUUUUGGAGCAUCAGCUCCUAUUGGGGGUUACUUUGGUGCACUUUUCUUGGGUGCAUUCAUGGAAAAGACAGAUUGGAAGUGGUUUUUCGUAUUCACAUCCGGUCUCGGUAUCGCUACCUCACUCGCGAUUUGGCUCCUUAGUAUGCGAGAGACUCCAGUCGACCAGCACGGGAAAAUUGACUGCGUUGGAUCUGCCCUCGGUACCUCUUCAUUGAUCCUUUUCAACUUUGUCUGGAAUCAAGCCCCUAGCGUUGGUUGGCAAACACCCUACGAGAUCGCUCUCUUAAUCAUAUCCAUCAUACUCUUCGGGGCUUUUCUUAUCUGGGAAAAACGGUAUACCUCCCACCCCAUCAUGCCGCUUGAGAUCUUCAAGGCACCUUCUUUCCUCACUGUGCUCUUAGUAGUCCUACUCAACUACAUGGCUGUCGGUACUUUGAUCUGGUACCAGGUCCUCUGGUUGCAAGAGGUAUGGAACUGGUCCCCUCUGCAAUUUGCUGUUGGUUGGACCCCAUUCGUGAUUUGCGCAACGGCAGCCGCAUGCCUAGCUGCAUGGUUGGUACCUCGAAUGGCUGCGCAAUGGAUUCUAGCUAUCGGCACUUGCACGAUCCUGGUUUCCAAUGCUCUGAUGGCAACUGUCCCCGUUAGUCAAAGCUACUGGGCUCAGGUUUUCCCCUCUGUGGUUCUGUUUUCCUUCUGUCCAGAUUUCGUGUAUACUGCUGGACAGAUCAUUGCCAGUAAUUCAGUCCGCCGGCAUCAACAGGGAAUUGCUGGAUCGAUCAUUGGCACUUUAAACCUGUAUGGCAACAGCCUAGGUUUGGGAUUUGCCUCCACGAUUGAGGUUCAAAGUGCUAAGCGCUCGGGAAGCCAGAUCAUGGGAUAUCGGUCAGCACUCUAUUUUGGUGUUGCGAUCAGCGCCAUAGCUCUCAUUCUGGAUGUGGGAUUUGUUCGGCUAGUCAAGGAUAAUCGUGAAGGGUGGGGUGAGGAGGAUCGAUUGCGCAUAGAGGAGAUUGAGUUGGCUCAAUAUGCGGAAGCAAGCGGUGCUAAUCCCCGUAUAGUCGCUGAAAGGUUGUAA